AAGAUUCAUAGCUCUUUUCUCAGUAAACAGAAGAAAAGAUUGACAUACACUCUUCGGGUAUAUACAUAUACAUAUUUUAUUACAAGAAAGUUUCACAAGCUAUCUCUAUUCGUCUGCUGCUUUGAAAAUCUGGUGUCUUUCUUGGCUAAGGAGUCCUAGCAGUUGAACAAAACCAGGCAAGACGCGUAUAUACGCAAUAAAAGUAAAAACUUGCUUCUUGAGUCACUGAGAUUACAUAUAUAUGCUUACAUUUCUCUCUCUUUCUUGAAUUCUAAAGGAUGUUUUUUGGCCUGGAUCACACCUUCACUCUUCUUGAAUCUCCCCAUUUCUUCUUUCUUUGUGUAUCUUGCAUGCUAUCAUUUCUGUUCUAGAGCUAAACUUGAUGUCCUGAUAGUAGUUGUUUAUCUGUAUUGUUGGUCAUUUGUUUUGUGUCAGAGGAAAUGUCAGUUUUGGGAGCUAAAAAUUGAAUCUUGAUACCUUUUGUAGAAUCUGGAGAGAAAAAGAGGGCAAAAAAACAAGUAAAAUGAGUAGUUUUGGGGGCUAGAGAUUGAAUCUUGAUAGCUUUUGUUGAUUCUGGAGAGAAAAAGAGGGCAAAAAGGCAAAAAAAAAAUAGUUGUUUUGGGAGCUAGAAAUUGAGUCUUGAUAGCUUUUAUAGAAUCUGGAGAGAAAGAGAGCAAAAAGGCCAAAAAAAACAAGUAAAAUGAGUUGUUUGUUUUACUUCAAGGAAAAGGGCAAAGCUAGGGGGCAAAGAUCUGCACCAGUGUUGAAAGAGGAGAGUAAAUCAGAUGUUUCAGGAACUGAGAGGGCUGCAAUAUCUUCAUGUUCAGCUUCAUCCCACCCCAGUUUCUCUGAGGUGUAUGAAGGGAAAGCUCAGAACCUGAGAGUCUUCUCUUUCAGUGAGCUUAGACAGGGAACCAAUAAUUUCAGCAGGUUGUUGAAGAUUGGCGAAGGCGGGUUCGGGUGCGUUUACAAGGGAAAAAUUAAGCCCGUUGAUGAAAAUGGUGAACCUGUUGUCGUUGCUAUUAAGAAACUCAAUCGAGACGGUUAUCAGGGCCAUAAACAAUGGGUAGCAGAAGUGCAAUUUCUCGGGGUUGUGGAGCACCCGAAUCUUGUCAAACUAAUUGGAUAUUGUGGUGUUGAUGGGGAGAGGGGUAUACAGCGACUACUCGUCUAUGAAUUUAUGCAGAACAAGAGUCUCGAAGACCAUCUUUUCAACAAGGCUUAUCCCGCUCUUACCUGGCAAAGAAGACUGCAAAUAGUGCUGGGAGCAGCUCGGGGAUUGGCUUAUUUGCACGAAGAAUUGGAAAUUCAGGUUAUAUAUCGAGAUUUCAAGUCUUCAAACGUGUUGUUAGAUAACGAUUUCAACCCAAAGCUCUCGGACUUUGGCCUUGCUAGGGAGGGCCCGACGGGUCUUCACACUCAUGUCUCCACAGCAGCUGUAGGAACGUAUGGAUAUGCAGCCCCGGAUUACAUCGAAACUGGUCAUCUCACAUCCAAGAGUGAUGUAUGGAGCUUUGGCGUUGUACUCUACGAGAUCCUAACGGGAAGAAGAUCGAUCGAGAGAAGCAGACCGAGCUCAGAACAGAAACUUUUGAGCUGGAUUAAGCAUUUCCCUGCAGAAAGUCGGAAAUUCAGCACGAUAAUGGAUCCAAGACUGGAAAACCAGUACUCAGAAAGUGCAGCUAGGAGGAUUGCAAAGUUAGCAGAUAGUUGUCUGUCUAAGAGUCCAAAGGCUCGACCGAAAAUGAGCGAAGUAGUUGAAACUCUGCAACAGAUCAUUCAGAGUUGCAGCGAAAACAGCCCCUCGUUCGAACGUUUCCAGUCUGCUGCAGAAGAUCCAGUCGACGAUGACCAAGAGCCCGAGCAGAAUGGGCCUACAGAAUCAGAAAAAAGACGGAUAGCACACUUGGCUAAACUAAGCGAACGCGUUGGUGGGCUUAGCAGAAAAGGGUUUAUGAUCAUGCAGAGGGCUAAAGUUACUUGAAAAAAAAUGCUAUUUUCUUCUGCAUAACUUGAUUGAUAUUUGUGCAGUAUUUGUGUAGAUUAGAAACAUGGUUAGGAAGUAUAUAAAGGUUUCAACUUGUCUGCACUAUGUUAAAUUGGCUUAGGUAGAGAGCUUAUAUAUGAGUUUUUGUCAACUUCGAAUAUAAUAUUUACUUCCC
This is a messenger RNA of Ipomoea nil (Japanese morning glory), 2162 nucleotides long. Its product is annotated as probable receptor-like protein kinase At5g47070. Bases 701 to 1984 code for a protein of 427 amino acids. The transcript is spliced from 4 exons. The record is from RefSeq and is a predicted model, not a curated record. NCBI's taxonomy places the organism in Eukaryota, Viridiplantae, Streptophyta, Magnoliopsida, Solanales, Convolvulaceae. Gene Ontology annotation, molecular function: protein kinase activity; ATP binding. Gene Ontology annotation, biological process: protein phosphorylation.